Molecule: messenger RNA, 5889 nt
Organism: Erinaceus europaeus (western European hedgehog)
Lineage: Eukaryota; Metazoa; Chordata; Mammalia; Eulipotyphla; Erinaceidae
Gene: PHF24
Product: PHD finger protein 24
Exons: 8
Coding region: 148-1341 (397 amino acids)
Source: RefSeq, a predicted model, not a curated record
GCCGCUCCGCCCGCGCCUCCGGCUCCUGCUCCCCGCGCUCCGCCCGCCCCGCGCGCCGGCUGCAGAGCGGCCAUGGGCGGCGGGGGCCCCGCGCUGUAGAGCCCGCCGGCCCGGGACCCGCGUCCCGCAUCCUCGCCGUCCUGAACCAUGGGGGUGUUGAUGUCUAAGCGGCAGACAGUGGAGCAGGUGCAGAAGGUGAGCCUUGCCGUGUCUGCUUUUAAGGAUGGGCUGCGGGACCGGCCUUCCAUUCGACGCACAGGUGAGCUUCCAGAGUCCCGGCGUGGCACCGUAGAGGGCUCUGUACAGGAAGUGCAGGAGGAAAAAGAAGCAGAGGCCACCACCCCUGUGCUUCGAGAAGAAAGCAGUAUCAACCGUGCGGCCUGGGAGAGACUCCGAGAUGGACGUGGAGUGGAGCCUGAGGACUUUGACAGGACCAGUCGGUUCACACCGCCUGCCUUCAUCCGCCCCACUCGGAAGCUGGAUGACGACAAGCCUCUAGACAUCUGCCUGGAGCCCAGAGAGUCUGUCAUCAACGAUGAGAUGUGUGACGUCUGUGAAGUCUGGACAGCUGAGAGCCUCUUCCCGUGCAGGGUGUGCACCAGGGUUUUCCAUGAUGGCUGCCUACGCCGCAUGGGCUACAUCCAAGGAGACAGUGCUGCGGAAGUGAUCGAGACGGCCCACACGGAAACGGGCUGGAGCUGCCACUACUGUGACAACCUCAACUUGCUGCUAACAGAGGAGGAAAUGUACAGCCUCAUGGAAACAUUCCAGCAGUGCAAAGUCAUCCCUGAUUGUUCCCUGACUCUGGAGGACUUUGUGCGCUACCGUCACCAAGCAGCAAAGCGUGGGGACAGUGACAGAGCUCUAAGUGAGGAGCAAGAAGAGCAGGCAGCCCGCCAGUUUGCUGCCCUGGACCCUGAACGUCGAGGCCACGUCGAGUGGCCUGACUUCCUGUCCCAUGAGUCCCUUCUACUUCUGCAGCAGUUGCGUCCCCAGAACUCUCUGUUAAGGCUCCUGACAGUCAAGGAGCGUGAGCGGGCCCGAGCUACCUUCCUGGCACAGGGCAACAGGAGCACCAUCAGCGAGGCAGAGUGCCGCCGUGCCCAGCACUCCUGGUUCUGCAAACGCCUCCCAGAGGCUCCUUCCUGCAGCGUCAGCAUCAGUCAUGUGGCUCCCAUAGCGGACAGCAGUCCAGAGGGCCAGGGCCAGGACAAGGCCCUAAUGCCCACAGAGCAGGAGUCCAGAUCUGUGGACUGGCCGACCUUCCUGCAGGAGAACAUCAUCUACAUCCUGGCUGCCCGCCCCAACAGCGCAGCCAUUCACCUGAAGCCCCCCGGAUAGCGUGGAUCAGAAGUUCUGUGCUGGGGACGGAUGGUGGUGUUCUCUUCUUCCCUUCCUCCCUUUCCCCCACCAAAUUGUGGUACUGAGACUGAUGGGGAAGGAGCACUGCCAGCAUCUCAAUUUGUCACUAAGCUUGAUGUCACUGAAGUCACUGUCCCCCUCCCGGCAGAGGCAGUAAACAUAGUGGCUGGGGAGAAGCCCAGGGAGCUGCGGCGUCAACUACCCUGGAUAUGCCCAUCCCCUCACGUGACAGACGGGACCUGCCAGUGCACACACAUACACAGACUCACACCUAGCCCUUCAUGCCUUCACACACCUGGUUCUUUUGUGGCUGUAAAAAAGGACAAAAGUCCCUUUGUGGAACCCAGACCCCCACGCACCCUUGGUGUAGAUGAGAGGGUCUCUACUGUCCCCUUCCAUUGGUCAGUUCUGAUUUCCGGUUGAUAAGUCUGUGACCAGGUGAUUCUUAAGAAGGGACACAUCAGACUAACAUUCCCUCUUAGAGAUGCUAGCAGGCUUCUUCCCCCACUGAGAAUCCCCUCUGUGGUGAGUCCCCGUUCUGGUAAAUGUGUGCUGUGUCCCUCAGGUGCACUGUGGGUGGAGAAGUGAUUGAAAGCCACCACUGCACUGCAGCCCUUUGUUUAUUCCAGUUCCUGGUGAUAGAGAGGGCAAUUAAUCUGUGGGAUCCUGAUUGGAAAAGGAGGAAGCAGGCCCUCCCCCCCAGGACCCAGAGUGCUUGGAACUUCUCAGCCAGGUCAUCCAAGUCCAGAAGUCUAAGAGCAGUCACAAGCCAGGGUGAACCAUCCUAGCCUCUGUUCUUCAAAUGGGAGCUUAUGUCCCAGAGCCCAAAAGGGACCUUAAUAGAAGGAGUGUGGUGGCCAGAGUCACAGCCCUCUGUGUUACAUGCUUCACUCAAGUACAGGGACCCAAAGCCUGAAUUCCACUGAGGACCAAGUUUGGCUAGAAGGAGAGAGAAGACACCAUAAACUUCGCCAUCCUUGUAUCUCAGCUCAACUGCUGACCUAGAAAGUCUGCUGUUACGUGGAGAACAGUCACCCUCUUCCUCUUCCUCUGCCCAAGAAAAAGCAGCAGCACAGAAGCCCUGAGCAGGGACUCCUUCCAGCCACCACGACACUGAGAUGAAGAGGCUGCGGUGAAUCUCUCCAGCAGAGAAAGUUCCAGCAAAGUCUCACUGAAGGAGGGAAAGGGAGUUAACCCUUCUCCACCCCCACUGCUCUCUACAUGUCCUUCCCCACCAGGCUAGGGUGUGGGCCUAAUGUGGAAAAAACUUUACAAACAGAAAUUGCCACAAGGGUACCCAGCCUGGCUUCUAAGCCCCAUAGCUCCCUUCCCCGUGUUCUCAUCAGAUUCUCGAGUCAGUGCAUGUUGUGGGUCAGCCUUGCCUCUGGGGUCCAGGUUUCUAUUUCCAGUCUAAUGACAGGCUUAGCCAGCUAUGACUUUAAAGAGUUAUUUGAGAGAUGACUAAUUUAAUCCUGCAACAGCUAACUUAUCCCCACUGCUCAAGGCACUCGAACUGCACUGGGUAUUACAGAAACAGCUAAGAGCCCUCAGUGUUGGGUUAGUCAGAGGAGCUGGGGAGCUGCAGAGCAGGGCAGGGCACCCAUGGUCUCCUACAGAAGCUGCCUGACCUUGAAGCAGGGUGCAAAGUUCCUGGGAUUGGGUGGCGUAGGCCUAAACUGAAGAAAAUGGAUUUAUCUUCAUGUGUAGGCUCCUUACAUUUCAAAACCCACAGGGGUUUAUAAAUAAUCUUUAACCAUAUUCCUAAGACUAACAACAAGACGAGUCAAUAUUUAUUAUUCAGUCCUACAGAAAGAAAGGAAGUAAAAAAGGAAAGAAGGGGGCCAGGUGGUGGCGCGCCUGGUUGAGUGCAUGUUACAAUGCACAAGAACCCGGGUUCAAGCCCCAGUCCCCACCUGCACAGGAAGAGCUUUGCGAGUGGUGAAGCAGUGCUGCAGGUGUCUCUCUGUCUCCCCUUUGCCUCUCGAUUUCUGACUGUCUCUAUCCAAUAAAUAAAUAAAGAUAAAUUUUUAAAAAGGAAGGGAGGAAAAGGGAAAAAAGCAAGCACAGUAUUCUUGGGCCUAAGAACCACAUCUGAAGCUUCCAGACCUGGGGGUCUGCACUGAGAAGAUUGAAGCAUAUCAAGUCCAGGGGCUUUAUUUCCUCUUCUGGCAAACUAAUUUUCAUCAACAGUGGCCUUGGAUUGCUUGAUCUCAUGGGCUAGGCAUUACUCUAGAUAAGGUCUGGGCUGUGAGAGGUGAACAGCUUUUUCUGCAUCCUCCUGAGUCACGGGAACUGGAAGUCUUGUUCCCUGGCCUUUCACAGAUCAAGGUGAUGCCUACCUCCCUGGAGCUGCAGCUUCUAGUACCCUGUGGACGACUGGAGAAAGAUCUGAGAUCUCAGGCUGUCUAAGGCCAUCUGUUUGUCAGGGCUUGGCAAAGCAGGUCUCAGAGUCCUUCCACAGCAGGCUCAGGUCCAUGUGGGAUCACCUCUUUCCCUGUGGUAGAUCAACAAGCUUCCUUGGAGGGGUGAACUGCAGAGGGUCUGGGGGACACUGCCUCCAAGAGAGUGCCCCCAAUCAGCAAGAGUUGUGGGAAGCACAGAGAAGCAGCCUGCCUCUUCUCUGUAGCUCUCAAGCUUUUUACCACAAGAGAAACUCAAGUUGCUCUCCCAAUUCAGAGCUGCAGAAGCCCCUACUCCAAGUCCCUUGUCCAGAAUCUUCCUUCAUUGAGUCCAAAUCUGUGGCCCUGUUGCAGCAUGUGUGGAGACAUUCUAAUUUAGGAACCUAGUAAAGCCCACUCCCCUCUCCUCUACACUGACAAGUCCUUCCAUCACUGUGACUGAAGUUGUGCCAAGUACAAAAAUUAGAUUCAAAUAAGGGGAUGAAAUAAUGUCACACUUGUUUCUUCUUAGCUGCCCCAAAUUUCAAUCUAGUGCUUUUCCCAAGUGCUGCCCCACUCUACCCCCUACCCCAGCAAGGGAGGCUAGGGUUACAGAUAAUGCCCUUCAGAAAACCACUCACCCUCAGCCUGUUUUCCAUCCAACAUUCCCUUCCGUGUGUUCAGAUUUAAAUACAGGGCAUCAGAUGACGUGGUGAAGCUGCAAGGACAGGGUCUGCCAAGGCCACGUCGCCUCCCAGCUCUGCCCUGUGGCUUCCUCUCCUGAAACUCACCCCUAUAGAUAGAGGCCCUCCGGGCCCCAGGGGUGGGGUGGUUCCCUCCCUCAUAGGUACUGACCCCCUCUCAAGGACAGCCACAGCUGAAGCCAGGACAUUACCUCUUCCCACUCUCAGCCCAAAUGACAGGCUUCAGGGCAGACACUGGCCUUUCCAGCUUUGGGGGGUCCCAGUGGGACUGGAGAGUCCAGGGCCUUGCCUGAAUAGUCAGAUCUAGGGUCCUAACAUUCUUGUCACUAGUGUGAGAAGCACAGAAUCAAACUGCCCGGGAGAGGGUAUCUCAUGAAGGCAGGGGUGUGAAUCAGGAUUGAUCCCAACCCAAAGCACAAGCUCAACCAUUACAGGUCUCAUGGCUUUAGUAAGAGUGGUGUCUGCAAGUCCUAAAGCCAAGAAAGACACUCAGCAAACGUGAUCUGGCAGGAUUCCCAAGCCAUCCUAGACCGUCCCCCUUCCCAACAGCUGAGAGUGACCAUCAGGCAGGACUAAGAACCACAGUAGGUGGGUCUAGUGACCCCGCAGAUGUGACCCCUUCAAGCCAGCAACAUAAAAGUGAAUAUAUACUUAGCACUAAAAAGCAAACCCACCUUGAUACCAUAAUUUCAGAGCCUUCCCUAACAGCACCUAGAGCCCAGCCCUUUCUUACCCCACUAUUGGAUGACUUUCUUAUGCCACUGAAUUUGAAUUUGCUCAGGAUUCCUCAGGGAUCCUGGCCACAGCCCAGACCACAGAGAACUUGAGCUGUGGGUCAAUCAGUGCAUCAUAUUUGUUCUCCAAGGCUCAGCCCUGGAGUGGGCAGGACUGGGCACUUUCCUGCUGUCUCUGCUUUUAGAAACAAACACAAAAAGGCUACAGACUUUCUACUAGACCAAACUAGCACUAAGGAAACCCUGGCCUGUGGACCACAUGCUCUGAUGACCUGGAGCAUAGAUGGGGUGUCAGGCCUGGACCAGUGACUAAAACUGAAAUCACAUUCCAGUUUAGACAGUGUGGUUCACAUGAGCACAGGUGGUAUCAAACCAAGGCUUAAGUAGCAAAACUCUCCCAUAUGUGUGGUGGAACAAAGGCCUUUAAACUUGGCCUCUGACCUGUUUCCCUGCCACAGGCUUGUGAGGGGAGCCCAGGGAGCGUUCCAGUAACAGUGGAGGAUGCAGAGCUUUCUGGUCCUUCCUGGCCUUGCUGUGUGCUUUUCCAUAGAAGGUAGCUUGUCAGUAAGCUGAGGGGAGCAUCCCCGAGCCCUGCUUUCCCAGCACUACACUGCAUGUUCCUCCCGGUGGCUCAGCCUUCACCGCAGAAGGAGCUGAUACUCCCAGAGGCUGGGCACAGUGGAAAUCAUAAUAAAGAGAUCAUGAUGCUAA